This is a messenger RNA of Knipowitschia caucasica, 1671 nucleotides long. Lineage: Eukaryota; Metazoa; Chordata; Actinopteri; Gobiiformes; Gobiidae. The record is from the annotation of a GenBank genome assembly.
AUGACCAAAGAGACUGAGACCCUGGGACUGGUCUUUCAGAGUGAGAACUUCAACUAUAACCGUUUCCCCAGCACCAUGGACUCCUGGUCGUACAUGAACGACCCGGGGCUGGAUCAGAACCUCUCCAAACCCCGACUCCAACCGGGAGACGACAUCACAGCCAUCACCAUGCUCUACGAACAGUGCAAGAACCAGAAAGAACAGAAAGUCCCUGCAAACCGAAUCAGUCUCCUCAAACCCACUGAGAGUUACUCCCAGGAGCUGCAGGGUUCCAAAGCUGCGGUCCCCACCACAGACGGCAACAGCUGCCUUACCACCGUCAUGGCCGACACCUACGACAAACACGAGCUCAACAACAUCUUCGACUCCCUGCUGCAGCGGUGGCCGGAGGGCGGGGCCUUCACCGACCCGGGCCCCGAGGCCCUUCGCUUCCCCGACCCCUUCCCAGAGGAGCAGUCCAGUCCCAUCUACUCCGGCUCCUACUCUGGUUCUCCGCAGGAACACCUGAGGAGCGACUUCACCUUCUCUCUGGGGGCCGCUGCAGCCUCUCCCUACAGGCCCAGCCAGCUCCCCAUGGUCUACCUGAACAAGGGCCAGUUCUACCCCAUCACUCUGCGCGGGGCCGACGGCAUCGCAGCCACCAAAGUCAAGACGGUGGUGAUGGCCGUCUUUGAAAAUGACAAAACGCCAGAAUUGCAGUUGAGGUUUUGGAACCACUGGCACGCACGCCAGCCCACCGUCAGACAGAGGGUCAUAGACAUCGCUGAUUACAAAGACGUCUACAGCAGCAUUAGCAACGUGGAGGAGGUGGCCUUCAACGCGCUCUCGUUUGUGUGGAACCCCAGCGAAGACGCCAAGGUCUACAUUGGCAUCAACUCCCUCAGCACAGACUUCUCCUCACAGAAAGGCGUCAAAGGUCAACCCCUCAACCUCCAGAUCGACACGUACGAGUUCAGCUCCGGGACCAACCGCCUGAUCCACCGCGCCGCCUGCCAGGUCAAGAUCUUCUGUGAUAAGGGCGCAGAGAGGAAGAUGAGGGAUGAGGAGAGGAAGAGGUCCAAGAGGAGGACCAAGAGCGUCGAUGCUAACGCGAACAAGGCCGCGCUGGGCAGUUCUGCAGAGAGCACGCUGCUGCAGACUCUGGACGACCACAUCACGGUCCCGGUCCUCUUCAUCCCAGACACACACCUCUCCAGCCUGCGAGUCUUGGCCGCUCCUGUGGACGAAAGCGAAAGGGGGAUUCUGAAGCGGCUGUACCCGGACAGAGGAGACUGCAGCUCUGCUCCGUCUAAACUCGCUCGACAGGAAGACCCGCGAGUUCUGCUGUACGUUCGGACCACCGCUGAGGAGGUCUUCAACGCCCUCAUGCUCAACAGCCCCACCCUCGCCGGCCUCAAAGAAGCGCUCUCAGAAAAGUACAGCAUGCAGGUGGAAUCUAUUGGGAAAAUCUUCAAGAAGUGCAAGCGGGGUAUUUUCGUCAACAUGGACGACACCAUUGUGGAGCACUACAGUAACCAGUCGGCCUUCCUCAUCGAAGUGUCCUCCGCUGAGGGCCAGAUGCAGCUGACUCUGGUGGAAAACGGAUCCAUCGGGGUCAGUUCACCCCGACGGUCCGACGCCACCGAGGUUUUCUACCGGUUCCUUGUAACCACAACCAGGAACGAUGGGUAA